CAAGUAAUACCAUCUAGCGACCACACUAACAAGCUCACCUGAGUACACACACACCAUAGUAAUAGCAGGACACGAUAAACAAUGGUCAAACCCGUCAACGUGUCCGCGUUGGCGAGACGGAUGCCGACGGCUGGGACGUUGUUCUUGGGUAUCGUGAUCGGGCUGAUCAUCACCAAGCUGUUUACGAGUUCGCCCAGUCAAUCGACGGCAUGGUCAGGGAGCCAUUCGACGCCUCUACGUGGGAACCCUGUACAUUCGAGGUUGAGCCGGAGUACACCCUUGCCGACUCUCACCCAGCGUUAUCGAGUGCUCGAGAUCAUCGCCUCGCUCUCCGCGCACCAUACCAAGGAAUGCCUCCGACAGCCUCAAGAGCAGUACGCACAGCAGGUGCACAAACGCUAUGAACCGCUCGUCGGUCACAAGUCUUACUACACCGGCAAGGGGUGGUUCGGACUCGGAGGCGGGGGAGUGGUCCCGGAUACGCAUACGCCCGAUCUGAUGGACGCCAAGCGAUCCAACUUGAAUAAACGAGACGCGGACCCGUUGGGAGCGGACGGGUGGAACGAACACAAGAAGCGCGACUUGGUUUCCAAGCAGCACAAGUACUUUUUCGCCAUCAACCUUUACAACUCGUUUGACGUCAUCCCGGACCUGUUCGCGACCAUGUUCAGGACGGCCGGAGUGCUCGGGUACCACAACGUCUUCGUCUCGAUCUACGAGAACGGGUCCAACGACCAGACCAAGGCGCUCCUCAGGAUCUUUGACGCGCUCGCGAGAGUCGUCGGGAUGAGGAUCAUCAUCCGUACCUCGAUGCGAACCCGAGGCGCGUUCAACCAUCGGAUCGAAUACCUCGCCGAGGUCAGGAACGCGGCCAUGGUACCCCUGCACGAACUGAGGGAUACCGAGGGCGAGAUUUUUGAUACGGUGAUCUUCAUGAACGACAUCUUGCCUUGCGUGGACGACGUGCUCGAGUUGAUCUGGCAGAGCAGGAGGCAGAACGCCGGGAUCACGUGUGCGGCGGAUUACAUGUUUCACGACGAUAUCGGAGCCCCGGUUUUCUACGACAACUGGGUGGCGAGGGAUAUCAACGGGACCGCCCUGGAGAACGCGCCGUUUGAGCAGAUCUUCCACCAUACCGAGAGCGAGAAACGGUUCAUGCAUCACUUGCCCGUUCAAGUUCAAUCAUGCUGGAACGGGAUCGCCGUCUUGGACCCGGCGCCUUUCUACAACCCGCCUCACGUCAGGUUCAGGAUGGCUAAACUGUCCGAGGGGGAAUGUUCGGCUUCAGAGUGUGGUCUGAUCUGCAACGACUACUGGAAUUCUGGGUACGGACGGAUCAUCAUGGUCCCCCGUGUCAAGUUGGCUUACGACAAGCGAGUCUACGACAUCAUCCACCCCGUCCGCCGCAACCUGACCGCCAUCCGGGGCUACAAACGCCUCGGAGGCUUGCCUGACGACCCGCAUACGGACCCACAGGAUAAGAACUGGUACGGUCCUCACGAUCGGUUGUUCGUACCCGAAGAGGACGAGGUGUUGAAUUUCCAGCCUGGGCCGAAGUAUGUCUGGUGUUGGGGUUGGGACGGAGCGGGUGAUCUCGAUGGGCCCGAUGUCGACCCGAUUUGGGAAGAACAGCUCCCGACGACGUACGACAAGGAUUCGAUCUUGAUCAAACACGAUCGAUCUAUGCCGGGCUGGUCUUGAAAUCCCCCCUGAACUCGCUUUCUUCUCUCUUGAACGCGCUUGAAUCAAGUUGGCAUAUCGCAUCGCAUUCCAUCGUGUCGCAUGAUCGUCAUACGGUCCUACACGACGCGGUACGACGGCGUUCGAGCCAAAGGACGAGCCGGAUCAGGCUCAGGGCGAUUCUUACUUAUUUUUAGACUAGAGAACUCUCGGUGUUUCGUAUUACCUUUUACUUGUACUUGCUUUUGACUGGGAUAUGGAUUAUGGAAUCAGGAUAGCCAAUCUUCGC
Filobasidium floriforme is the source of this 1969-nucleotide messenger RNA. RefSeq names its product capsular associated protein. The transcript is spliced from 15 exons. NCBI's taxonomy places the organism in Eukaryota, Fungi, Basidiomycota, Tremellomycetes, Filobasidiales, Filobasidiaceae. The record is from RefSeq and is a predicted model, not a curated record. Bases 82 to 1701 code for a protein of 539 amino acids.